Messenger RNA from Aspergillus affinis, 1554 nucleotides. Its product is annotated as RCC1-like domain-containing protein. The transcript is spliced from 2 exons. The record is from RefSeq and is a predicted model, not a curated record. Gene Ontology annotation, molecular function: guanyl-nucleotide exchange factor activity. Bases 1 to 1554 code for a protein of 517 amino acids. Gene Ontology annotation, cellular component: cytoplasm. Lineage: Eukaryota; Fungi; Ascomycota; Eurotiomycetes; Eurotiales; Aspergillaceae.
AUGGCGAGACGCGCCUCACUGCGCAAGAAAAGCGCCCCCAACCCUCCACCAGCCCCCAAAUCCACCACCAAAAACGCCGCGAUUGGCCGAAAGAGAAAGGCUCCAGCGGGAGCGGCGCCCGCCUCUGAAACCUCUGCAAGGGGCCCGAAGCGCCAGAAAGAUCAGUUCCCGCAUGAUCUCAUCGGCGUAGAUCCGACUGAGCUGAGCUGUCUGACUAAUGGUGAUACAGCGUCUUCUACCAUUUUCAACGUCGUGCCUUCCCAGAAGCUCGACGUCUAUGCCUGUGGAACCAACUGCUACGGCGAGCUUGGACUCGGCAACCUGUGGCGCAAGUCUGAGUUCGCGCGUCCAAUUUUGAACGGCAACCUGGCUGCCGAGACUGUCGGUGUCGUUCAGCUCACUGUCGGGGGGAUCCACUCGGCAGCUUUGACUUGUGAUAACAAAAUUUUGACUUGGGGAGUGAACGAUGAUGCCACUCUUGGAAGAGAUACCAAGGAUGAUGCAAAGGAUGAAGUCAUGGUUGAAGCAAAGCCUGAAGACAGCGACAGCGACGAUGAUGAUGUUACUUUGAACAUGAAAGAGGCUACCCCCCUUCCCGUUGAUUCUUCCCUCUUUCCGAAGGGAACUAUCUUUGCGCAGCUUUCUGCGACAGACAGUGCUACCUAUGCCCUGACCACCGACGGCUUGGUGUAUGGAUGGGGCACAUUCAGAGGCAUCAACGGAGAGAUCGGAUUCUCAUCCUACAACCAGUCCAAGCAGGUGACUCCCCUUUUGAUCCCGGGGCUGAAGAACGUCACCAAGCUCGCCGCAGGAGCGCAGCACAUGUUGGCCUUGACCUCAGCCGGCACUGUGUACAGCUGGGGCUGCAACGAACAGUACCAGCUCGGACGCCGCCGAACCGGUCGUUCGCGUGACGUCCACCCUCUUAUCCCCGACCAGUGCGCCUUGCCUGCCGGCGCAGUCGACAUCGGUGCCGGUAUGUACCACUCCUUCGCUGUCCACAAGACCGGCGCCGUCUACGGCUGGGGCUCCAACAACUUCGGCCAGGUCGGCAUCGCGUCCAACGCCGGCGAAAAUGACGCCAUCAUACCCUAUCCCACCCGCGUCAAGAGUCUCGCCAAAACUCCCAAGAUCGUCCAGAUCCACGGCGGCAAGGACCACAGCAUCGCUGUCGAUCAGAAAGGCCGGUGCUUGACCUGGGGUCGCAUUGAGAACAAGGCCCUGGGAUACAACCCCGAAAUCCUCUCGGAGGACAAGAUCAUCUAUGAUUCUCGCGAUAGACCUCGCAUCUCUGUGCAGCCGCAGGCUAUCCCCACUUGGGAAAACAUCGUCUACGCCACCGCCGGCACCGAUCACUCUUUUGCGAUUUCCGCGGACGGAAACGCUUACUCUUGGGGCUUCAAUGCCCAGUGCCAGGCUGGAAAACCAUCGUCUACCGAUGAAAUAAUCUUACCUACACUUCUUGACGGCAAGCAUAUUGCCGGCAAGAAGUUGGUCUCCGCCUCGGCGGGAGGCCAGUUCAGUGUUGUGCUCGGAGAACAUGUCAGCGAAUGA